CUCAAAACAAAAACCGAAGAAAAGAUUCUCUCCUGUUGUUUGCUAAAAUUUGUUGUACAAUGAACUAAAAUCCUACGCAAAAUAGUGUCCAUCAUCAAGUGCUCCGAAAAUGACCGUAUCGAACCGGAGAAUCCCCCGAUUAUCGGGUCACCGGGCACAUUUACCACCCCCGCAACAUUUCCAACAUCCCGCAGGUGGCUUGGGCGGUGUGGGAGCUGCCGGCUUAGGUGCUGCUGGGGUUAAUGCGGAAGACGGGGGCGGCAACUCCACCAUGAACGGCGACGAAGAUGUACAGUUUAGCUUUGGGACCCCGUUUCCGAAGCAUGUCCCAUUCCCAAACGUCGAGCACAGUUCGGAGCUGGUGAAUGAAUUUCUGAUCUUUGGAUUUACGAUCAUUGCCAGUGCGACGCAGUUCAUUCAUUUGUAUCGAACUGUAUGGUGGCUGCCAAAUUCCUACAACAGGCAGGCAGUGAACUUCUAUCUAAUCGAUUGGGACUUGGCAAUAUUCAUUUACGUAAUGGCCAGUCGGCGGUUGCUGUAUUGCUGCAUUCUGAAGUUAAUUGAUCUGAACUGCCCGGAAGCUUACGUAGAAAUCAGCAAGAAGAUAGCCAAGUACGUGUUCCUGGCUUGCGUCGUGAUCUCGUUCGUCGGGUGUGGAAUUCAAAUUUUCCAGAAAAACAGUUACCUCUAUUUGUUUUGCCUAUCGUAUCCAUUCGUUCUGUAUCUGACGAUUUUCGGCUUCAAUCUGGAACAAUUUCUGCGAACCAUUGUCGAUACGGAAGCGAACUGCAUCAAUGGAAUGCCGGUUCACAGCUGUUCGUCGAAUGCCAUUUCGGUCCGGGCCGAGAUCGAUGCACUGAAAACGGAUUUCAACAACCGAUUCAAGCAGAUCAUCUUCACGUCCGUACUGAAUGCGUACUAUUCGGGAUUCGUUCCGUGCGUGCUGGUUCCAAAGCAUCUAUACUACGACAUCUUUUGGGCAACGCAGCAUCUCGGAUUCAUCUUCAUCGGCGGGUUCACAAUGUGCGUAGCUUAUUGCUUUCCGGUCAAGUACUGCGAUGUUUUCCAUCGAGCAGCAUUGCAUUUGGGACAGUGGAAUCGAAUGACCCACCGGACGCACCAUCCACCGCCCUACGCAUGGUCCAAGUCGACUAUUUUCCCGUACGGAGCUUACGUGAGGCACAUGGGAGAAAUCUACCGAGCGUCUGGGUACUGCACGUCAGCAAUCCCCGCCAACAACAGUCAUAUUCGUUUCUUUGUCAUUUUUAAGAACCCAGCACUGAUCUAUCUGGUUCUGUUUGGCAUCCAGAUUGCCCUGGUCGCUUUUCAGCUGCUAAUCCUGUGCCUAUCGCGCGAAUGGCACAAUCUCAUCUCCAUCGCUUUCCUCCUGCUGGCCAACUAUUUUACGUUGUUCAAAAUUACGCGGGAUUACCUGAUUGCCAAGCGAAUCUACGCCGGCGAGAAUGCCAUCAACGAGAAGUUCAAGGCCCAGUGAAC
Ochlerotatus camptorhynchus is the source of this 1497-nucleotide messenger RNA. Its product is annotated as transmembrane protein 39A-B. Lineage: Eukaryota; Metazoa; Arthropoda; Insecta; Diptera; Culicidae. Bases 110 to 1495 code for a protein of 461 amino acids. The transcript is spliced from 3 exons. Gene Ontology annotation, cellular component: membrane. The record is from RefSeq and is a predicted model, not a curated record.